CUAAAUUCAUCAAUUCACCCUGAUGGCUUUUCUAUUUUGUCCCGGACGUCGCCGCCGUCGCCCCAAAAAAGCCAUUCCGUACGAAUGGAUCUAUCCUCCACCACGACCACAACAGCAACCCCCUGGCCCGCGGCACCCGCAAAGCCAGUCGCCGCUCUUCUGCAAACUCCCGCUCGAGCUGCGGCUGAAGAUCUUCCGCCUUGCACUAGACUGCUCGCCCAUUCCCGUCCACACGCAAGGCCUCCCGCGCUUCGUCGGGUUGCAACAACCCGCAGUAGGAGGGCCGCAGGUUAUCGUGGUGCGCGAGGCUCGCCUGCUCAGCUUGUUGAUAACAUGCUCUCGCGCGUACGCUGAGGCGUUGCCCAUACUCUACAGCGUCAAUACGUUUUCCGUGGGCUCCCGCGACACAGUGUCGUUGCUCGCCGCCGCGUCAUACGCGUCGUGGAUCCGGCGGCUCGAGUUCCACUUGCGACUAGGCAAGCCGCCCAUCAAUAUGCAACGAUCAGGUCAGGGCUGGAUUAAGCGGAGACUAAACCGCAGAUUCACUCAGAGAGAAGAAUCCUGUCAUCGCGAAUGGCUAAAAGUCUGGGAGGACAUGCGGAAAUUGGAGGGCUUGCGGUGGUUGCAUGUUAAGAUCUACGCGGUCGGUUCGUGGCCUAAUAGGUGGCGCGACCACGAAAUGGAGGCUCUUAUGCCGCUGAGGGGUCUGUUGAAAGAUGAAGCGCAUGGCAAGUUGACGGUGAACUGGGACAGACCAGUGGCCCUAGGUACGGCCGCCGAAGAUAUGCUGAAAGAGUGGGUAAUUGAGCGAUCGGUAGUCUCAUGA
Molecule: messenger RNA, 826 nt
Organism: Annulohypoxylon maeteangense
Lineage: Eukaryota; Fungi; Ascomycota; Sordariomycetes; Xylariales; Hypoxylaceae
Exons: 1
Coding region: 23-826 (267 amino acids)
Source: RefSeq, a predicted model, not a curated record